Molecule: messenger RNA, 2828 nt
Organism: Phyllostomus discolor (pale spear-nosed bat)
Lineage: Eukaryota; Metazoa; Chordata; Mammalia; Chiroptera; Phyllostomidae
Gene: PCK2
Product: phosphoenolpyruvate carboxykinase 2, mitochondrial
Exons: 9
Coding region: 181-2196 (671 amino acids)
Biological process (GO): hepatocyte differentiation; cellular response to glucose stimulus; cellular response to dexamethasone stimulus
Cellular component (GO): cytosol
Molecular function (GO): GTP binding; manganese ion binding; phosphoenolpyruvate carboxykinase (GTP) activity
Source: RefSeq, a predicted model, not a curated record
AGAGGGUCGCCCCGGCCCUGCUUGGUCCCGCCCAAGCACCCGCCCACCCGCCUUCUUUUUAAGCGCCUCCCGCCCAGUCUUAGCUCCUUCAAGCUUCGCUGCGUUCCCUUCACCCACCUUCCAUCUCUCCCGUGCUCCGUUCCGUUCCCGUGACGACCCUGCAGCCCCCGCCCAGGUGCCAUGGCUGCUGUGUAUCGCUCCGGCCUGCGGCUUAGCUGGCAUGGGCUGAGCCCCUGUGGCUGGUCCUCACAGCGCAGCAUCCAGACCCUGCGAGUAUUCAGUGGAGACCUGGGCCGGAUGCCUGCUGGGGUUCGAGACUUUGUGGAGCGCAGUGCCCGCCUGUGCCAACCAGAAGGCAUCCACAUCUGCGAUGGGACUGAGGCCGAGAACACUGCCACACUGACCCUGCUGCAGCAGCAGGGACUCAUCCGAAAGCUCCCUAAGUACAAUAACUGCUGGCUGGCCCGCACAGACCCCAAGGAUGUGGCACGAGUAGAGAGCAAGACGGUGAUUGUAACUCCUUCUCAACGAGACACAGUGCCCCUCCCGGCCGGUGGGGCCCGGGGGCAGCUGGGCAACUGGAUGUCUCCAGCUGAGUUCCAGCAAGCUGUGGAUGAGAGGUUUCCAGGCUGCAUGCAGGGUAAUCAGGGCAGGGACACAGAGACAGGGACACUGGUGGCAUUAACAGGUGACAUUUCCUUCAGCUUCAUCCAGGUGACAUUUUCCUCCACAGGCCGAACCAUGUAUGUGCUUCCAUUCAGCAUGGGUCCUGUGGGGUCCCCACUGUCCCGCAUCGGAGUGCAGCUCACUGACUCGCCCUACGUGGUGGCAAGCAUGCGUAUUAUGACCCGGCUGGGGACACCUGUGCUUCAGGCCCUGGGAGAUGGUGACUUUGUCAAGUGUCUGCACUCCGUGGGCCAGCCCCUGACUGGGCCAGGGGAGCCGGUGAGCCAGUGGCCAUGCAACCCAGAGAAAACCCUGAUUGGCCAUGUGCCCGACCAACGGGAAAUCGUCUCCUUCGGCAGCGGCUAUGGUGGCAACUCCCUGCUGGGCAAGAAGUGCUUUGCCCUUCGCAUCGCCUCUCGGCUGGCCAGGGAUGAGGGCUGGCUAGCAGAGCACAUGCUGAUCCUGGGUAUCACCAGCCCUGCAGGGAAGAAGCACUAUGUGGCAGCCGCCUUCCCCAGUGCCUGUGGGAAGACAAACUUGGCCAUGAUGAGGCCAGCACUGCCAGGCUGGAAAGUGGAGUGUGUAGGGGAUGACAUCGCCUGGAUGAGGUUUGACAGUGAUGGUCGACUCCGGGCCAUCAACCCUGAGAAUGGCUUCUUCGGGGUGGCCCCCGGUACCUCUGCUACCACCAAUCCCAAUGCCAUGGCCACAAUCCAGAGUAAUACUCUUUUCACCAAUGUGGCUGAGACCAGCGACGGUGGCGUGUACUGGGAGGGCAUCGACCAGCCUCUUCCACCUGGUGUCACUGUCACCUCCUGGCUGGGCAAGGCCUGGAAACCUGGUGACAAGGAGCCCUGUGCACAUCCCAACUCUCGCUUUUGUGCCCCGGCUCGCCAGUGCCCCAUCAUGGACCCAGCCUGGGAGGCCCCUGAGGGUGUCCCUAUUGAUGCCAUCAUCUUUGGAGGCCGAAGACCCAAAGGAGUGCCCCUGGUAUAUGAGGCCUUCAAUUGGCGCCACGGAGUGUUUGUGGGCAGCGCCAUGCGCUCUGAGUCCACUGCUGCAGCUGAACACAAAGGGAAGGUGAUCAUGCACGACCCAUUUGCCAUGCGGCCCUUUUUUGGCUACAACUUUGGGCGAUACCUAGAACACUGGCUGAGCAUGGAGGGGCGCAAGGGGGUCCGACUGCCCCGCAUCUUCCAUGUCAACUGGUUCCGACGUGAUGAGGCGGGCCGCUUCCUGUGGCCAGGCUUUGGAGAGAAUUCUCGAGUGCUAGACUGGAUCUGCCGGCGGCUAGAGGGAGAGGACAGCGCCCGAGAGACGCCCAUCGGGCUAGUGCCAAAGGAAGGUGCCUUGAAUCUCAGCGGUCUGGGAGCCAUAGAUACCACCCAGCUCUUCUCCAUCCCUAAGGACUUUUGGGAACAGGAAGUUCGUGACAUUAGGGGCUACCUGACAGAGCAGGUCAACCAGGAUCUGCCCAAGGAGGUGCUGACUGAGCUGGAGGCCCUCGAGGGACGUGUUCGUAGAAUGUAACCUGGGGCUCCAGUUUAGCCAGAGAGCACAGCAUACUCCAACCCUCCACUGGACAGAAGAGCACCAGGAUUGCAGAAAAUAUAAGAAAUCUUAUAUAACUAACAUCUCCUGGGUGCCUUGAGGCCACAUGCUAUCCAAUAAGAUGUGCAUUCAUUUUACGUAACAUUUGUGUUUUCAUUUCCCACUUACUGUCACAGUCUUCCCUCUAACACCAAUUUCACGAUCUUCCAGCCCCUCCAAGUAGCUGGUGUCCCACAGAUAGCUCUACCCUUGGGCCACCUAAGUAGGAAUCAAUUGCUGGGAGAAGGCACUAUCUACUCUGUGUCCUGAGGUCUUAAAAGUGGGGACCUCUGGGAGCUACUCAGUAGGCCUCCAAGCCUAAAAUUAUUGAUCUUCUACUCAGACUAGCAGAAGCCUCUAUAACCCCAUUCUCCAGUGAAGUGGUUCCAUUGUCAAUUCUCAAAACUGUUCUUCCUCCUGGCUGACCUGAAAUUGGGACUCAUAAAAUAUUCCUGAAUGCUUAUUCAGUAUUUAGGACGGCUAAUACUUCUAUGGCACUUUCUGUGUGCCAGGCACUGUUCUAAACACAUUACAAAACAAACUUUUGAGGCAGGUACCAUUUUACAGAUGGA